UCCGGUACCCGUGUUCAUUAUCGUGUGUAUGACUGAUCAUGGCGGAGGAAGCGGAGAAGCUGCAGCGUCAUUUGGACCUGCUGCGACAGGAGUACGUUAAACUGCAGAAUCGCCUCGCUGAAGUAGAGCAGAAGUACAAUGUUGCCACGGCAGCAAACAGUGGCGGAGGCAAAGGAGAAGAGGGCAAUUUUGUGUCAAGGCUCCUGGCAACCGUUGCUGACUUGUUUGACAAGGAGCUGUACAGUGAUCUGGUCGUGAGGUUGGCGGGUCGAGAGGUCAAAGCUCACAAGUUUGUCCUUGCUGCCCGAAGUGACCACUGGGGAGUACCCAACUUGGCCGAUGUACAGAGCAUUGAUUUUACAGACAUUGGGCUUGAGGUGGGCAUGGACUUGCUGAAGUGGGUCUACACUGACGUUAUCUCGCUGAGGCAAGACGACACGUUUGUUCUGGACCUCCUUCGAGCGGCUAGCAAGUUCAAACUGGUGCCCUUACAGGAUAGAUGCGAGAAGACACUGAUGUCAUCUGUCAACGUACGGAACUGCAUCCGCUACUACCAGGUGGCAGAGGAGAUCGGUGCCAUGCAGCUCAAGGGCUACUGCUCAGAACUCAUCUCAAGUCAUUGGAAUGAUUUCACGAGCGAGGACUUUGGCAACAUGGCCGCCCCUCUCCUGUACAAGAUGUUCAAGACCAAGGCACCGUUCCCUCUCCAUACUGCCGUCAGGAAUAGGAGAGAAGACAUCGUCUUUCUCUUCCUCAUGGAGUAUGAUGCCCAGUUGCCAGGGAAACUGAACGAGGUGGACGACAGGGGCGACCUCCCGCUGGACUUGGCUCUGUCCUCGAAGCAAGAGAGUAUCGCCAGUGAACUGGUCAAGCACAGAGUGGACGUGGACAGAGCUGAUCGACAGGGUCAUUGUCUGCUGCACAAAGCCAUCAAGAGAGUGGAUGAAUUCUCUGCCAACUUCCUGAUCAAGUCCAGUGCCAAUGUCAACGCUGCUACCCAGGGGGACAGGGAGACGCCCCUUCACAUGGUGGCUGGUUUCAACCCCAUUGUGACCGACGAUGCCCAGUUGGAGGGCAUGGUCAGGGUAGCGGAGCAGAUACUGCAGGGCGGGGCCAACCCGAAUGCUCAGGAUAGUAAGGGAAAUACCCCCAUUCACAUUGCAAUAGGAAGUGGAAAUACAGCUGUAUUUGAUCAACUCUUAGUCCACAAAUUGAUCAACUUUGACCUGCUGAAUAACGAUGGAGAUUCCGCCCUGUGGUGGGCCCUGGAUAACACUGCCACUAGCACCAGUUACAACGAAGACAGUCUCGCUGCCAAGCUCAUUAGGAGAGGGUGCAGUCCUGAUGCCAUCAACCCACAGACAGGUGAUACUCUGAUGCACAGAGCAGCCAGAGCAGGAAACGAGCAGGGCGCACUCUUCCUAGCUACUCAUGGUGCUUCGCCAAAUCUUGCCAAUUUCAAGGGAGAGACACCACUCCACGCCGCUGCCAGCUUCGGCCUGGCCCAGCUGUCCGGUCUCCUCCUCCAGAAGGGUGCCAACCCCAACACCCAGACCCGAGAUACCGGUGUUGACCUCGCCUCCCAGUUCGGCUCCAUGGGGUUUGGCUCCACCCCUUCGGAAAUCACCACCUCCUCCUCAGCGGGGAGCUCCAACCCUUUCGGGGACAAUGGUUCCUUUGGUGGUGGUGGUGAUGGUGGAAGUUUUGGAGGAGGAGGAAGGGGAGGAGUAGUAGGAGUGCAGGAUGGAGAUAGUGGUCUCCUAGUGGCCUGCAAACAGACACCGCUUCACAUGGCAGUGGCCAACAGACAUGCUGAAGUUGUAGGUGUCUUCAUGGAACAUAGAACCCAAGCCCUUCAGUCGAGAGACGGUAUCCAGAUCAUCCCAGACUUCAACCUCCACGACUCCAACGACCAGACCGUCCUGGGCCUGGCCCUGUGGACCGGACUGCACAGCUUCGCGGCCCAGCUCCUCCACGCCGGGGCCAACAUCAACUACACAACGGGAGAUGGCCUGACCCUGCUCCACCUUGCCAUUCAGAAGCAGGAUACGUCCAGUGCUCUCUUUCUCCUGGAGCACCAGGCUGAUAUCAACAUCAAAACUAAAGAUGGAGAGAACCCCCUUCAGUUGGCGAUCAAGAGGCAUCUACCGGUGGUGGUGGAUGCCCUGUGCGUGAGAGGGGCAAACAUGAACACCCCCGACGAGAAUGGGAACCCACCCCUAUGGGUAGCCCUGGAGAGUGGGCAGGAAGACAUUGCCUCAACGCUGGUGCGGCAUGGUUGUGAUACAACGGCUUGGGGUACCGGUGAAGGAGGCAUGCAACAGACAUUACUCCAUAGAGCCAUUGAUGAUAACAACCAGACAGUCGCAUGUUUUCUUAUUAGGAGCAUGUGCGAUGUGAACAGUAGCAGAAGGCCUGGACCUAAUGGGGAGGGUCCAGAUGAGGCGUUUGACGGUCAGGGUCCCCUUCACCAUGCCUGUGAAUGGGGCCUGGAACAAGUGGUCCAGUGCCUUAUUGAACAUCAGGCUGAUAUCAACGCUAAGGAUGCCGAGGGUCGAACGCCUCUUCACAUCGCCAUCAGCAACCAACAUCCGACCAUCAUCAGUCUCAUCAUGUCCCAUCCAGUCCUGGAUCUGACGUUACGAGACAAGGGUGGUCUGACACCUUUCGCUGCUGCCCUUACCUUCAAGAACAACAAAGCCGCCCAGGCAAUACUCGACAGAGAACCGCGAGCAGCCGAACAGCUGGACAACAAAGGCAGAAACUUCCUCCAUGUUGCCGUUGAGAAGUCGGACAUCGAAAGCGUGUUGUUCCUGAUCAGCGUGCGGGCCAACGUCACUUCUCGCAUUCAAGACUCGUCUCAACUCACCCCACUUCACUUAGCAGUCCAGGCAGGUUCGGAGAUCAUCGUCAGGAACCUGCUAUUAGCAGGUGCAAGUGUGAUGGCCCUCAACAAUCACAAGCAGAACGGUCUGCACAUGGCUGCAACUAAAGACCAUUCUACCAUCUGCAGUAUCCUCAUCGAGAAUGGCAUCAACGUGGAUGCCAAAGAUGACAAUAACAACAGUGCUCUUCACAUAGCAGUGCAAUAUGGAAACCUGAAUAGUGCUCGGGUACUCCUUACUGAAUCAAGCAUCGAUGCCGAGGCAUUUAACACAAGGGGCCAGACACCCAUGCACCUGCUGGGGCAGUACGGGCGGGACAACGCGGCGGCCAUCUUUGACCUGUUCCGCGAGUGCAUGCCCCAGUACCCGCUGGACAAGCAGGACGCCGAGGGUAACACGGUGCUGCUGCUGGCCUACCAGAAGGGCAACGGGGCCAUCUGUAGGGCCAUCGUGCGGGCCGGGGCCAGCCUGGGGAUCAUGAACAAGCAGGGCGUGUCCAUCUUCAAUGCCCAGGUGGCCACCAGGCAACUGCUCUUCAGGCUUUUAGAUAUGUUAUCAAAGGAACCAGCCUGGUCAGAGAGCGAGCUCUGUCAAGAUUGCCAGGUCAAAUUCAGCAUUAAGACUAGGAAACACCACUGUCGUCACUGCGGUAGGAUCCUAUGCAGUAAGUGUUCUUCCAAGAUGGUUCCCAUCGUCAAGUACGAUCUCACCCGUCCGGUCAGGACCUGUGACAUGUGCUUCGACGUGCUCUCUUUGGGUGCCAUGUGAACGGUCUACCAGGUAGUCUGACCCUUGAUGGAGCAGGAACCAAUGGCUUCAUGCAACAGAGAAGUGCUCGAAGACCACACCCUGUGUGCCAAUCGUCCGCUUGUCCAGGAGGUGGGAGAGACUCUAAAGAAAGGGUCAACAGAGACUAUGAACUGUUGAGGGAAGUCAAGUGCUAUGAAGGAUAUGAACUAUGCUGGCAUACAAUUGUGUAAUUCAUCUCUUUUUUUUGUUGGUUCUUUAAGAAGCCAUCUUGAGACUCAAAUCAAUGUUACCUUAAUUACCUUGUUCUUACUCGGUCAAAUCCUGCCAGUGUUAUGCUUCUUUUGUUUUUGCUCUUGCAAUUGAUCAUGAUAUAUCGUGGAAGACUAUGAAAUGAAGGGAUGAUGUUCAUCGAUGGCUUUAGACAAUAUUUGAGUGUACUUUACACUGCCAGGGUCCUCACUUGGAUAACGUAAUAGCCUUUUCAUUAUUAUUAUGUUUGGGGGGAGGGGGAGGGGGGCUGAAGUAGUCCCAAAAGAUACAUGUUGCAUUAUCUUGGCUUUCGUCCAGUAUAACCUUGAGUCUCUUUCAUUCCAUAUCUUUAGCAAAUAUUUGUAUGAUUUUUUAAGACUAUGAGCCACGUUUUGAUUGUGUAAAGCAUUACUUGCCCAUCGUAUUGCCUAAUAUAUCUUCUUCCCCCUCCCCUAAUUUUUUUUUCUUCAAAAUUAUACAUUCUAAACUCAUUGUGAAGUGCAAGUUUGGCCCUCACGGAAUAUACAGAGUAUAUAUCCACACUUUCCUGUGGUAUCUCACGGCCCUGUUUCAUAAAAGUUAUUAUCAGUAACAAGUCACAAUAAUUGUUAUAAGCUACUGAAACCAUUGCAUUUGAUUGGCCUUGGGAAAAGCAAUUAUAGAAAUGUGACAUGUGUUGCUGAUAAAAAGUUUUGUGAAAGAGGGCCUGAUGGUGAUGGUCUUUCAAGCAUUGUAAUACAGCUGAUACUGCAUUCUCAAAUCAUCACAUUCAUUCUUAAAGGUACAGACCAGUUCUGGUCAUGCGAUUGCAUUGUGAAAGAAACGUUGUGGAAUUGACCAGAAAAGGUUGAUCAUCUAGCAUAUAGUAUUGGUUUGUACUGCAAGG
This is a messenger RNA of Strongylocentrotus purpuratus (purple sea urchin), 4770 nucleotides long. RefSeq names its product rabankyrin-5 (gene ankfy1). Bases 39 to 3653 code for a protein of 1204 amino acids. The record is from RefSeq and is a predicted model, not a curated record. Gene Ontology annotation, molecular function: protein binding; metal ion binding. Lineage: Eukaryota; Metazoa; Echinodermata; Echinoidea; Camarodonta; Strongylocentrotidae. The transcript is spliced from 23 exons.